CUUCGCUUCGCUCACUUUGAUGGGGACUCGAAUAAUAAGCAGGGAAAAUGCCUGUAAUGAAAGGAUUACUUGCGCCGCAGAACACCUUUCUGGAUACUAUAGCCACGCGCUUUGAUGGCACUCACAGUAACUUCAUUCUGGCCAACGCUCAGGUGUCCAAGGGCUUCCCCAUCGUUUACUGCUCGGAUGGCUUCUGCGAGCUCACCGGUUUCUCCCGAGCCGAAGUCAUGCAAAAAAGUUGCGCCUGCAAAUUCCUGUACGGCCCCGAGACCAGCGAAGGCAUCAUUAUCAGCAUCGACGACGCCUUGGAGGAACGCAAGGAGUUCAAGGACGAGAUUAUGUUUUACAGUAAAACGGCGGUGCUCUUCUGGUGCCUAUUGGACAUUGUACCAAUUAAGAAUGAAAAGGGGGACGUUGUACUCUUUCUGGCUUCGUUUAAAGACAUUACCGACGUUAAAGCCAAAAGCAUUCAAGAGGACAAGAAGGAAGAGAGGCGGCGUGGCCGGAUCAAAACAGGAUCACCGUUUGGUUCUACACGAAUGCGGAGUGGAGCGGUGCUUUAUCAUGUUUCGGGGCAUCUUCAUAGCAGAGAGAAGAGAAAAUUAAAGCUCAAUAAGAAUGUAUUUGGCGACCCUCCCGCCCUACCCGAAUACAAGGUAGCCGACGCCAAAAAAUCCAAAUUCAUCCUGCUGCACUACAGCACAUGCAAGGCCGGCUGGGAUUGGCUAAUCCUCCUGGCCACUUUUUACGUGGCCGUCACCGUUCCGUACAACGUGUGCUUCAUCGGCGACGACGACGACCUGACUCGCAGCACAACCGUCAGCGACAUCGCCGUGGAGAUCCUUUUCAUUCUGGAUAUCGUUUUCAAUUUCCGCACCACUUACGUCAGCAAAUCCGGCCAAGUGAUCUUUGACGCCCGGCAGAUUUGCUUUCACUACCUGACCACCUGGUUCGUCAUCGACCUGGUGGCCGCCUUGCCCUUUGACCUGCUGUAUGCCUUCAAAGUCAGCGUGGUGUCGGUGGUGCACUUGUUGAAAACUGUGCGCCUGCUGCGCUUGCUCCGCCUCCUCCAGAAAAUGGACCGCUACUCGCAACACAGCACCGUGGUUCUGACCCUACUCAUGUCCAUGUUCGCAUUGCUGGCCCACUGGAUGGCCUGCAUUUGGUACAUUAUUGGGAAAAUGGAAAUGGAGGCCAACGCUUACAACUGGGAUAUUGGGUGGUUGCACGAGCUAGCAAAGCGCCUGGAGUCGCCGUACUUCCCCAUGGGAAGUGUGAACAAUAGCGGCGGCGGCAGCGGCCCCCCCAUCCGCAGCGUCUACGUGGCCUCCCUCUACUUCACCCUCAGCAGCCUCACCAGCGUGGGCUUCGGCAACGUGUCGGCCAACACCGACGUGGAGAAGAUCUUCUCCAUUUGCGUCAUGCUUAUAGGAGCGUUGAUGCACGCGUUGGUCUUUGGCAACGUGACAGCCAUAAUCCAGAGGAUGUACUCCCGCUGGUCGCAGUACCACACCCGAACCAAAGACCUCAAGGACUUUAUCCGAGUGCAUCAUCUACCGCAUGGCCUGAAACAACGAAUGUUGGAGUAUUUUCAGACAACCUGGUCAGUCAACAACGGCAUCGACUGUAAUGAGCUUUUGAAGGACUUCCCGGACGAACUUCGCUCUGAUAUCACCAUGCACCUCAACAAGGAGAUCCUGGAGUUGUCCCUCUUCGCUUCGGCCAGUCGCGGCUGCCUUCGAUCCCUGUCGCUUCACAUCAAAACCACCUUCUGCGCUCCCGGCGAGUAUCUCCUCAGAGAAGGCGACGCUCUUCAGGCCAUCUUCUUCGUGUGCUCCGGCAGCAUGGAGGUCCUCAAGGACGGCAUGGUGUUGGCCAUUCUCGGUAAAGGCGACCUGAUCGGGGCGAACCUGUCCUUGGACGAGCGAGUGAUAAAAACCAACGCGGAUGUCAAAGCGCUGACCUACUGUGACCUCCAGUGUAUUAACUUGAAGGGGCUGUAUGAAGUGCUGGAUCUCUACCCGGAGUAUUCGCAUCACUUUGUGCAGGAUAUCCAGCAGGAUCUCACUUAUAACCUAAGAGAGGGACAGGAGACGCACGUGAAGGCUAGACUGUCCACGGCAGCUCUUGACGCUCAGUCAGGUGCGAAAAGGAACGGACGACUCGUUCAGGGUUGCCCGCCUGUCGCCGAGGCCCAAGGGGGACGUGACAAGGACAAAAGGGAGGAUGACGAUCGUCCGUCAUUGGAGCAGAAGAGAGUAGUGACCCUCAAGAGCGCUGGCGGGUUGUCUCCGGUGGGUCACGGAGACGCGGGAAUGAACUGCGAGAAGUCUCGAAGGACGAGUGAGGAUAUUACACUGCUCACGUUAGACCCUUCUAACCUCAGCCCCAGGAUAGUAGACGGAACAGAAGACAAUAAGAGGACAGAAAGUUCAUCCAAGCGUGGUUGCCAUGACAAUGAUCCCAGCAGUGCCUCAGCAUCCACCACAGAUACGUCGCACGUCAGCACGGCGGAAUUAGUUGCGAAAGCGGAGGAGACCAGAGGACAACUCGGGCAUCUUAACCAACAGGUGCUGAAUCUCGGCAGGGAAGUCGCCGACCUCGGCCAAGUGAUGAAGAGAAUGGCCCAGCUCAUGGAGACCCUCAUGUCAUCUACCCCCCAAACAACACCUGCGUGCCGCCCAUACGCCUCCGCAGGCGACUGCGUCCAACCGCCCGACACUAACUCGCCUCCGCACUACCCUUCCCCCCUUUUAUCUCGGACUCCUUCCAUCUGGACGGACGCGCCUACGUCGCCGCCCACCUCCCACGCACAUGGACCCCGGGACCUUCAGACGGGGUACUCCCACCCUGCCCCCUUCCAUACACACACCUCCUCCAUCAUCGUAGAGUCUCGACUGACUUCUUCACCGGAGACGUACAGAAACGAGGACGGGCUUUCUACCUCAAUCAGGUCAAGGGGACGCAGUCCACCUCCGCGGGUCGGGAGUGACGCCAGCCCCCAUUGGAGCUCCGAAUGUGGACUCGUGGAGAUCCACCAGAACCCAAAUAAGACUUUGUAGCGGGCCUGUUUUUAUUAUUAGACAUUUUUAUUACUGGGAUGCAAGAUUGCGAUAAUGCUACAAAUUCAAAUGCAUGUAAAGAAAUUAGUUGUGUUCGUGUUACCUUAUAGCAUUAAGUGUGUAAUAGGUUUAAAGAUUAAUGUUUUCACUGCCAUUGACAAUUAUACACAUCAUUGGCAGUGAAUGACAACGCUAACAAACUACUCUCUCCUUUCUGUCACCUGACCAACCCUGAUGCACCUUAAAAAAUUUUUAAAGCAAUAGUCUAUUUUCUCAUUAUGGGACUACAAUAUUAAAAAUACUGGCAG
Molecule: messenger RNA, 3370 nt
Organism: Corythoichthys intestinalis (scribbled pipefish)
Lineage: Eukaryota; Metazoa; Chordata; Actinopteri; Syngnathiformes; Syngnathidae
Gene: kcnh8
Product: potassium voltage-gated channel, subfamily H (eag-related), member 8
Exons: 16
Coding region: 48-3062 (1004 amino acids)
Biological process (GO): regulation of membrane potential; potassium ion transmembrane transport
Cellular component (GO): plasma membrane
Molecular function (GO): voltage-gated potassium channel activity
Source: RefSeq, a predicted model, not a curated record